Messenger RNA from Neurospora tetraspora, 825 nucleotides. RefSeq lists its product as uncharacterized. The coding region runs from base 1 to 825 and encodes 274 amino acids. NCBI's taxonomy places the organism in Eukaryota, Fungi, Ascomycota, Sordariomycetes, Sordariales, Sordariaceae. The record is from RefSeq and is a predicted model, not a curated record. The transcript has 4 exons.
AUGACAAGACUGGAACUUCCGGAUCCCGGGGAGAUGUCCGAGAUGGAACUGAAGAUGUCGUAUGGCCUCGGUGAGAGAGUCGAUGAGGAGCGCAAGCGGACAGAAGCUCAGAGACGCCUCGAGGAACGCGACCGGGUCGAAGCUAAGCAGGCCGAAGAAGCUCGGAAGCAGGCCGAAGAAGGCCGGGAGUGCCUUGAGGAGCAGAUCAAUGAGGAACACAGGCAAGUUGAAGCCCAGAACCGGCUCGAAGAGCAACACAUGGAGGCCAAAGCCCAGAAACAGACCGAAGAGAAGCGACUCGAAGAGGAACUCGAGCAAGCUGAAGCUCGGAAGCAGGCCGAAGUCCAGAAACAGGCCGAAGAGAAGCGACUCGAAGAGGAACUCAAGCAAGCUGGAAAAGAGGGAUCCGCCAAUGCCACCAAGCGGGAGCCGAAAGGGAUGAGAAAACGACGCAUCCACGUGGGCGCCAAGGAGGUUGAGGAAGCUUGCCUUCGUGACUGUCAGACAUCAUUGCCAGAGCAAGAGAAGGGGUUGAUGAAAGAAAACUAUACUGCGCCGCUGGAGGACCUCAGGCCACCGCUAGUGGGCACUGGCCCAGAGGGCGCCCACCCACAAGGCGGCAGAGCGCACCCACUGGAGAGUCGCACGGCCCUGUGUAAGAAGAAGGUCAGUACAUGGAAGUCAUUGGUCUCGAGAAGGUUACUCUCAGAACGGCAUACCUCGGAUGCACUGCCACCGCCCACGCGGGAGGCAGCGGCUCCUCAGGCCGAGGACUCUCUCCUAGGCGCUCGAGCUCCGCCAGGAUUUCUCCAGGUGACCGACUAA